This is a messenger RNA of Clonostachys byssicola, 381 nucleotides long. The record is from the annotation of a GenBank genome assembly. NCBI's taxonomy places the organism in Eukaryota, Fungi, Ascomycota, Sordariomycetes, Hypocreales, Bionectriaceae.
AUGAUUGUUGUCAAAGUAGUGCCGUCAACCACAACAGUUGUGUUUGGUGGUGUGAGAAUACCUGAUGCUGCAGAACCAGACAACUCUGACGUUACCGUCGUGUUAUUGGUAGGGGUCGUCUCUGAUGCGAACACUCCAGUAGCAGGCGAGGAAGGAGAAGAGAAAGGUGGCGACCAGACUGUCGCUGUGGAGUUACCGGAUGGCGGAGGCCAAAGAGUAGAGAUUGAAGCUGAACUGUCUAGGCUCUGGUUUGUUGUCGUUGUGCUAUCUCGAUUCGCACUGGUCCUGGGCUCGGGACUUGGACUCGAUAUAAGCCCCGAAGAAAUGGUUGUUGUUGCCGAAGAGCUUUCAAUUGACGAUUCGCUUUCGAAGGGAAGUUGA